CGCAUUCAAGAAUUGCUACUAAACGACUUUAUCUGUGCACACAACAGCAUCCAUCCCCCCUCUCUACUCUGCCAAAGUGGCGGCUGCAGCGACGUUGCCGAGUAUCGAUACAGCGCUUGGCCACCAGAGCGGUUACCCACCGACUUGUGUACGCCUACAAACGGCCGCCUGGCGAUAGGCUGCGCACUCAUUGACCAGCCAAAGAAGAAGGAAACGAGAGACCAGGCCGCGGCGUCUGAGAGUGCUAUAAUAAAGCAAUCGCUUAUUUUUAUUUUUAUUUUUAUUUUUCCGACUGUGAUUCGGUUACGGCACGGUUUUUGCAUCCCGUCUGAAGCCAUCCGAAACAGAGAUUCUCUCGUCGAGGGGCCUCUGGCGACAUUCCCAAGUGCAAAACUAGCAUCAGUCGGGUGCCAUCGGUGUAGUCCGAGUAGAGCUGCCAACAUGUCGAACCAGGCUGUGGGAAGCGUUUACCAAACGAUCAUCGAGGAGGUGAUCAACAGCUCGCGAGUCGAUUUCGAGGAGAGCGGUGUUGAAGAGGCCGUGCUGGAGGAGCUGCGAUUGGGAUGGCAACAGAAGCUUUCUCAGCUUGACGUCGCGCGGUUUCCGUGGGAUCCCAAGCCUGAGCCUGCCCCACCAACCGCAGCUGUUCCGCCUCCUAACACAGCUACGCCUGUGCAGACACAAGCUCAGUUUUCUACGCCAUUGUCAUUGCCAACCGCGAGUCCUCCCAGUGGGAUGCUGCAGAAUGGCGUCAAACCAGAGCCGUAUGUAAAGGCAGAGCCAGGCAUCAAGCAGGAGCCCGGCACACAACAGCCCAAUAUGGCCUAUUCCAACUACACUGGCAUGGAAAACAAAAACACUGUUGCUGCAAACAGGGCUGCUCAGCAGCUGCAGGCUCAGUACGGAAUGCGAGCGCAAGAUUCCAUAAAUGCGAUACAGCAGGGCCGCAUGGGUCAGCAGCCUCAGUUGCAGACACCCCAGCCAGGGCAGCCGUCAGGACCCGUAUUACCCCAGCAGCCGCAACAGCAGCCAUCAGAACAUCAGCAGCCAUUGGGCAAUGCUCAGGUUGAUGGUGCGGGUGAUGCCAUGUUGGAAGAUUCUUCAGAUGAUGAAGAAGAGAGCUUUGAAGGGGUCCUUUUGCGGCACGGUGUCAACGGUAAUCCGGAAGAGCUUGGAAGAGUCGAAAUCGACCGCAUCCUCCACGAUCAGAUUGCUGCCAAGGCCAAAAGCAUGGAAGGAGGUGGCUUGAUGCUGUCUCUUAAGGAAGCUGCAAAAGCCCAACCAAAGUCCAAAAAGCUGAGGAGUAAAGGAAAGGGUCCGGCUGGCGUAGCUGCAUAUGAUGGCGGAGAUGAUGACGACGUCGAAGUCGAUGAAGACGCCAUCAAUUCUGACCUUGAUGAUCCUGAUGAGGAUCGAGAUGAUGACGAGGUUGAUGAUGAAGGCCUGGGCCACAUCAUGCUCUGCAUGUACGAUAAGGUCCAACGCGUCAAGAACAAGUGGAAGUGCACUCUGAAAGAUGGUGUCUUGACGGUUAACGGUAAGGAGUACGUUUUUAACAAAGCAACUGGCGAGUAUGAGUGGUAGCGAAAUUCACGAGGGGGAUUCACUUUCAUCGUUGCUUUACGAUCUCAUACAUGCUACCCGAGAAGAAUCCCGUUUGGCUCAGUGCUAUCUAUUUUCAGCGGCUUUUUGUUGGCCGACUUUUAUACCUCCACUUGUCUACUUUAAUUUGGCUGUUGCUCGCUAUUUUUUACAUUUUACAUUAACUACGAAAAUGAAAUGCCAAGAUAUGAAAUACUAAAAUGAAAAAGACUAAAAAAAAGUUUGAAUUGAGGAGCAGGUGCUGGUAAUAUGAGAAUGAGGUUAUAUCCAAAGGACCAGCCAGCACAGCUGGCCUUCUUUAUGCCCCUGGGAUUAAAUGGCUUUAUUUUUCCUUUUCGUUUUCCCCUUAAUUUCGUUCAAUACACGCUGGAUAUCGCAUGAACGGUACAAUUGCGCAUGAUGCGCCUCGGGCCAUGUAUGUACAUUCUAAGCCAAAGAUAAAUUGAUUAUAACAUCA
Messenger RNA from Trichoderma asperellum CBS 433.97, 2059 nucleotides. RefSeq lists its product as uncharacterized. Gene Ontology annotation, cellular component: transcription factor TFIIA complex. Gene Ontology annotation, biological process: transcription by RNA polymerase II; transcription initiation at RNA polymerase II promoter. Lineage: Eukaryota; Fungi; Ascomycota; Sordariomycetes; Hypocreales; Hypocreaceae. The record is from RefSeq and is a predicted model, not a curated record.